Messenger RNA from Mesocricetus auratus (golden hamster), 4692 nucleotides. RefSeq names its product protein tyrosine phosphatase receptor type N2 (gene Ptprn2). Gene Ontology annotation, biological process: protein dephosphorylation. Gene Ontology annotation, cellular component: secretory granule. Gene Ontology annotation, molecular function: protein tyrosine phosphatase activity. Lineage: Eukaryota; Metazoa; Chordata; Mammalia; Rodentia; Cricetidae. The record is from RefSeq and is a predicted model, not a curated record.
UCCGGUGCUGAAGCUCGGCCGGCGCCGCCGCAGGAGCGCCGAAGAGCGCAGCCAGGGGAGCUGGCGCCGCCUCGCUAACUAACACACCCCGGGGUCGGUCCCUCGCUCCCGCGCGCCCGCGCGCUCGCGGCCAUGGACUGAGCGCCAACCGGCCGCGGGGAUGGGGCCGCCGCUCCCGCUUCUGCUGCUGCUGCUGCUUCCGCCGCCGCUGCCUCGCGCCCUGCCCGCCCCCGCGUCUGCCCGCGGCGGCCGGCAGCUCCCGGGGCGCCUGGGCUGCUUGUCUGAGGACGGCCUGUGUGGAUCGUCGGAGGCCUGUGUGAACGAUGGAGUGUUUGGAAGAUGCCAGAAGGUCCCAGCGAUGGACACAUACCGAUACGAGGUGUCGCCGGGAGCCUUGCUGCACCUGAGGGCCACCUUACAGAAGCUGUCCCGUACAGGCUUCACGUGGCAAGAUGACUAUACCCAGCACGUGAUGGCCCAGGAGCUCGCAAAUCUCCCCAAGGUCUACCCAUGGCGCGGGGACGCUUCCAGCCCAGCCAGGACUUCACAACAGAGUGCUGACGAUGAAAAGUGGUUCAUCCCAGAGAGCGAAGCGGCCCUGGCCAAGACCCUCCGGCGCUACCUGCCCUACUUGGAGCUUCUGUCCCAGGCCCCGACGGCCAAUGCACGCCCCAGGAUAGAACACGCGACACGUCCAGCCAAGGGCGAGGACUCUCUCCCCGAGAGCAUCCUGACCUAUGUGGCUCACACUUCCGCCCUGACCUAUCCUCCCGCAACCCGAGUCACACCAGACAGCCUUCCGCGGCCCCUAGGCCAGCUCCAGCCAGAUGAGCUGAGCCCCAAGGUGGAUAGCGGCGGGGGCGUGGACAAACAGCAGCUGAUUGCGGCCCUGGGUGCCUACGCCGCUCAGAGGCCUCCCAGAGGGAAUGACCCAGGGCCACGGCACCCUCUGCACAGUCCCGCGAGAGCAUCGAGGCCCUUCUCAGCGCCCGCCUCCUCUCAGAGAUGGACGUUACCCCCAGGAGACUCCAAGGACCCCCUGAGCAUGGGAGAUGGCACACUCCUAAGGAGCCUCCUGAAGGAUCUGCAACAGCAAGCUGAGGUGGACCGCUCGGGCCCCCUGCAGCUGGAGGAGAUGGCUGACUCGGUGGCGGGAGCCAUGCACGGAGAUCCUGAAGAGGGCAACCAAGAAAGCCGCGGGCGAGGGGCUGAGGGGCAGCUGAGAGAGCAGGCAGAUGCCCCAGAAGCAAUGCCUCAAGACAGCAGACUGUCAGAGGUGGAUGACCCAGUGUACGACCAGGUCAGCCGUCUGAGUGUCCAGCUGGGGGGCCUCCUGAAAGACCGCGGAGGGCCACCUCUAUCACCCGAGGCUCCCCGCCCGGAGAAGUCCUCCAGUGCAGAGAUCAAGAAGUCAGAGCAGCCCGAGGAGGUCUUGUCCUCGGAGGAGGACACUGCUGGGGUGGAGCACGUGAGGAGCCGGACUUACUCCAAAGACCUGUCGGGGAGGAAGCCGGACUCAGAGCCCCAGGCCCAGAGGCUUGAGGAACAAUUACAAAGCCGAGCUCCAGAGGCAUGGGAGGAGGAGCAGAACCCCGAGAUAGCAGCACAGGGACCCCCUAGCCGAGGCCUUCAGCUGGAAGUCCAGCCUUCUGAGAAGGAGCAGUGGGGAUACAUCCUCACCGGAAACGACCCCCUGAGUCCAGAGAAGGGGAAGCAGCUGAUGGAUGAGGUCGCUCACAUCCUCCGGGUGCCUUCUGGCUUCUUUGCGGACAUCAAAGUUCUGGGGCCAGCGGUGACCUUCAAAGUGAGCGCCAACAUCCAAAACAUGACAACCGCAGACGUCAUCAAAGCCACAGUUGACAACAAGGACCAGCUGGAGAAGACUUCAGGAUUGACCAUCCUUCAGAGCGGAAUCGGGCCGAAAGACAAACUCAAGCUCCUACCCCACCAGGAAGAGCAGGAAGACUCUACCAAGUUCAUUGUCCUCACCUUCCUCUCCAUCGCCUGCAUCGUGGCUGUCCUCCUGGCUUCCAGCCUUGCCUAUUGCCUACGCCACAACUCCCACUACAAGCUGAAGGAGAAGUUGUCUGGACUAGGGGGUGACCCCAGUGCAGAUGCCACUGAAGCCUACCAGGAGCUAUGCCGCCAGCGAAUGUCUGCCCGGCCACAGGAUCGCCCCGAGGGACCACACACAUCACGCAUCAACAGUGUGUCUUCCCAGUUCAGCGACGGGCCAAUGCCCAGCCCUUCGGCCCGGAGCAGCACUUCCUCCUGGUCUGAGGAGCCCGUCCAGUCUAACAUGGACAUCUCUACUGGCCACAUGAUCCUGGCGUACAUGGAAGACCACCUGAAGAACAAGAACCGUCUGGAGAAGGAGUGGGAGGCUCUGUGCGCCUACCAAGCAGAGCCCAACGCCUCGCUUGUGGCCCAGAGAGAGGAGAAUGCUCCCAAGAACCGUUCCCUGGCCGUGCUGACCUAUGACCACUCCAGGAUUCUGCUGAAGCCUCAGAACAGCCACAGUAACUCGGACUACAUCAACGCCAGCCCCAUCAUGGACCAUGACCCACGAAACCCUGCGUACAUUGCCACCCAGGGCCCACUUCCCGCCACCGUGGCUGACUUCUGGCAGAUGGUGUGGGAGAGUGGCUGUGCAGUCAUCGUCAUGCUGACACCCCUCACGGAGAACGGCGUCCGGCAGUGCCACCACUACUGGCCUGAUGAAGGCUCCAACCUCUACCACGUCUAUGAGGUCAAUCUAGUGUCCGAGCACAUCUGGUGCCAGGACUUCCUGGUGAGGAGCUUCUACCUGAAGAACCUGCAGACCAACGAGACCCGCACGGUGACCCAGUUCCACUUCCUGAGUUGGUAUGACCAGGGAGUCCCUUCCUCCACGAGGUCGCUCCUGGAUUUCCGAAGAAAAGUAAACAAGUGCUACAGAGGCCGCUCUUGUCCCAUAAUUGUUCACUGCAGUGACGGCGCGGGCAGGAGUGGAACCUACGUCCUGAUUGACAUGGUUCUCAAUAAGAUGGCCAAAGGUGCUAAAGAGAUUGAUAUCGCAGCGACCCUGGAGCACUUGAGGGACCAGAGACCAGGCAUGGUCCAGACAAAGGAGCAGUUUGAGUUCGCACUGACAGCGGUGGCCGAGGAGGUGAAUGCCAUACUGAAGGCCCUUCCCCAGUAGGCACUGAAGCAGGAAGCCGGAGCUGGCGGGACCCCGCCGUGAAUGCUGCUAGGACCGACCGUAACCAGAUAUCCCUCCUGCAUCUUCCGUGUAGUAGCAGGGUCCUUCGGACUCCGUGGUCAGGGCAGGCGGCUAGUCGUUGUGUACUUUUGUUUGUUUCACCUAAAUAGCAGAUGUGUGGGGACACCCAGCUGAGAAGGGAGGAGAGACUCGGCUCUCGGCCCUCGACGGAAGUUCCUCUUCCCUAAAGCACACGUUCACAUUCGCCGUGCCAACGACACAGUAGUUGGAAAUCCGCCGUGGCCUCCUUGGGAGCGUGCUUACCAUCUGUAAGCCGCCGGAGAUUGGGGUGGAUGGACCAGGACAGCCAGAAAGACACCUGUUGGGGGAAACACAGGGUGUAGGAACACAUUUGACGUUUUGCCUGUAAGUGGGUCUCAUUAUCAGGAGAAAUCUCUGGGUAAGAGAGCAGCGUCCUGGUCCUGCACCCCUGGGACAUAGGACAAGGGUAUCAUCAUGCCGAAGUUCUACCCAUUCCUCCUAAUGUCGUUCUACCUAUACCUCCAGCACAGUGAUUAAUCAUGUCCGCCCCACGCAGAUUCCAAGGCCAGGAAAGAAAGGUCUCCCAAGGGCAGACACCUUACGGCUCCUGGAGUGCGGGCACUGUUUCUGCCCCAAAAGCGGGAACCCGGGUGAUAGCCUCACCCUUACACCCUUGCCAAGUUAUAGAAGAGCCCAGCCCCGAAAGGCACUUUUAACACUAAGAUUACGGUUUCUGCAUUACAAGAACAGGUGCCCACUGAGGAUGGUACUUAGGAAGCUCCGAGGGUCCCCGGGGAGUAAGUGCUCCCCCUCCCUGCAUCACCCGGGGAAGCACCCCAAUGUAACUGGCAUCAGAAAAGAAGUCUUGGAUGCUCCUACCCCUGGGAAGAAGGCCGGGAAGCCCCUUCGGCUCUGCUUCCUCCGGCCUCCCAGACAGACGACUUAAUGAAAUGUGUGCUUACCCGAUGAUCCCAAUUGCCAAAACAUUUGGGCAUGGCGCUUACCACCUCCUCCCUCCCCCACCCCCACACACAUUAGGAAGAAGCCACUUGAAUAAGUGCAAGGCUUUGGUACUCAGAAAGGUAGAGGGCGCUGCUGUAAGCCCCAGUUUGUAGGGUGGAGUAUGAAAAGGCCUGUCUCCUCUGGUGUCUCCCCAUCGCUGCUCCCCUCCACCCCCAGCCUGUUUGCGUUGUGGCGAGGAAAAGCGGGCCGCCGAGCGGGAAAGCUAUGCCGCAGUGCCGUCCUGUGUCCGGUUUUAUUGUGUACCUGCCUAACAUCUCUGACAUCAUCUCUCUUCCGAGUGAUUCCCCCCCUCCCCCACUAUCUGGAAUCUAAAUAAUCAUCAGUAGAAAUGAAUUUAUCUGACUAUAGGAAGCAUAUACCUAAUCGUAACUCCUUACGUUUAAAGGAAAUCCUUAGCGUGAUAUAAAGAUAUAUUUAAUUGUGUCAUAUUAAACCUUCUGAUUUCA